UCCAAUUUUUUUCAAACAAAAAUCUUUAAACCCAUCAUAAUCAUGCAAUGGUUUCAUCCGAUAUCAACAUUUUCAAUUGUGAUUAUCGUUGUAUUAUGUAUUGUUGUUGAUGUUCAAUGCGGCAGCGGCAGUGGUGGUCGUGGUCGCAAUAAUAGAUCUCGUCGUAAAAAUGGCCGAAAUUCCAAAAAUCGAAAUAAUGGAUUAUAUGCGGCUGCCAGUAGUGCCGGUAGUGGAUCUUAUGGGGGUGGUGGAUACGCAGGAGGAGGUGGUGGUGGCAUUAGUGGUGGUAAUAAUGGUGGUGGCGGUGAUUAUACCGAUGGACAAAUUCGUGAAGAUUAUAGCGGUGGUGGUUCACGUAGAGGUGGUGGUACAAUAAAUGCAGCUGUUUUUUCCAAACAAUCAUUCGAAACAAAACCAGUUGAAACACCAUACGAAUCAAUGGAACCACAAAUUAUUGUUGUUGAAGGUGGUGAUUUACCUGUAGAAAUUAUUUUCAAAUCAUCAUCAAGUCGUGUUAAGGUACAUCAAGAACAUCAAAUGUCUGGUGUUAAUAUGCCUGAAUAUGAUCAAUAUGAAGAAGAACCACAUCGAUUAAUAACCGAAGUUCGAAAACCAAUUAUUCAGGAAGUAAGAGAGAUUAUAACACCAUAUAGAAGAGUUAUUCAAGAAAUUGAACCGGUAAGAGAAGAAAUUCAUACGGUCGUUUCACAAGGAGAAGGACGAUCACAAAAUAGUGGGACUUAUUCGGAUUCUGGUGGUGGAGGAUAUGGAAAUAUGGGCGGUGGACAACAAAACAGCUAUGGUGGUAAUAAUAGCAAAGGAAACGGUGGUGGUGCUGGUGGCUAUAGUGCAGGAAGAAAUAUGGGAAGUGGUUACGGUAGUUCAGGAAACAUUGGCGGUGGAAAUAGCCGUUCCAGUUACGGUACUACAGGAGGAAAUAUGGCCAGUGGACAUAGUGGCGGUGGUAAUUAUGGUUCUACAGGAGGAAAUAUGGCCAAUGGUUAUGGUACUAACAAUAUGAUGGGUGGUUUUAUGAUGAAUGGAUUUGGUGUUCAACAGCAGCAGCAGCAAAAAAUUUAUAGAAAAAAAUGAUUGUAAAUUUGUCAAAAAAAUU
Messenger RNA from Dermatophagoides pteronyssinus (European house dust mite), 1114 nucleotides. RefSeq lists its product as uncharacterized. The record is from RefSeq and is a predicted model, not a curated record. Lineage: Eukaryota; Metazoa; Arthropoda; Arachnida; Sarcoptiformes; Pyroglyphidae.